This is a messenger RNA of Fundulus heteroclitus (mummichog), 7125 nucleotides long. It is a transcript of the gene dnmt3ab, whose product is annotated as DNA (cytosine-5-)-methyltransferase 3 alpha b. The coding region runs from base 269 to 3232 and encodes 987 amino acids. The record is from RefSeq and is a predicted model, not a curated record. The transcript is spliced from 23 exons. Gene Ontology annotation, biological process: negative regulation of DNA-templated transcription. Gene Ontology annotation, cellular component: cytoplasm; nucleus. Lineage: Eukaryota; Metazoa; Chordata; Actinopteri; Cyprinodontiformes; Fundulidae. Gene Ontology annotation, molecular function: methyltransferase activity.
CAGGCCUCCGCAGUCGGUGCAUCUUGGACCGGAGGAGGGCUGGCCGGCUGGGGUGGCGGAGGACGGGGGCGAGAAGAGGAAGGAGGCUCCGGGAGCAAAGCGAGACAAAAAAAGGGUCAGGCCUGGGACUUGGGAGACUGGGAGAGAAGAGUGGAAGGGUCAUCUCUGAUUUCGUCAUUUUUUUUCUUCCCCUUUUGAAGUUCAUUUUCACUGGAAACUUCCCCCCGGUAUUACCGCACAUCCCCUCAUAAGCCUGUAAGACUCGACGAUGCCAUCCAACACUGUCACCAACACCAACUCCACCUCAUGCAAAGGCUCCGAUUUCGCGGAUUCGCCCGGACACAGAAUGGGUGAGAGCACAAUACUAGGCACGGACCUAAUGGAGGAGCAGAGGUCAGCUUUUAGCAGCGCCUCUUUUAAAGCUGGAAAACCUGGAAGGAAGCGUAAGCAGUUUCCAGCCGAGAGCUGCGCCUCUAUCACAGACUGCGCGGGCGUCGGCAACAGCUACCCCGGGCUGUGCCGGCCGACCGUAUCGCAGGUCCACAACGGAGACGUGGAUGCGCACGGAGACAAGACGCCCGACGCCUGCUUCCCCAAACAGGAGAGGCGGGAAGUGGAGAACGGAAUCCCCAGAUGCCUGUCCUCCUCCUCCUCCUACCAGGAGGAAGAGGAGGACAGCUCCCAGGGUCGGAGCCCGAGUCCCUGCCAGGAGAACGGCUUCCCGUCUGAGCGUGGCCCGGAGAGCGACAAGGACGACGGCCUGAUGAUGCCGCGCAAGAAACGAGGGAGGCGGAAACUGGAGCGGCCGACGAAGUAUGUGGAGCACAAGGAAGACGACGGGUGUGACACAAUCAAGACCGAGGGAGGUCGAGGCAGGCUACGAGGGGGAGUUGGUUGGGAGAUCAGCCUUCGACAGAGGCCAAUGCCCAGAAUAACCUUCCAGGCUGGUGACCCUUAUUACAUUAGCAAGCGGACCAGGGAGGAGUUGAUGGCCAAGUGGAAAAUGGAGGCAGAGAAAAAAGCCAAACUAAUGUCAGAGAUCAACAUAAUGAAGGACUUCGAGAAGAAUGAGACAGAGACCCAGAAAGAGGAGGUUUCAAUAAUCAAACACCCCCAGCCUUCAAAGCAACAGCCUCAGCCUCAGCCUCUAUCACAGCUUCAGUAUCAACAGCAAUCACAGCCGUCUCUGCCACAGCAACAGCAACAAAAACAGCCACCUCAGCAGCAACAGCAGCAGCAGCAGCAGCAACCUACCGACCCAGCGUCCCCCCCUGUGGCAACCACCCCGGAGCCUGUCGCCAUCGGAGGAGAGGAAAAAUCGUCCCCAAAGUCUGGAGACACUGAGCCUGAGUAUGAGGACGGCCGUGGUUUUGGCAUCGGCGAGCUUGUUUGGGGGAAGCUGCGAGGAUUUUCUUGGUGGCCAGGCCGCAUCGUAUCCUGGUGGGUGACGGGCCGGAGCAGAGCUGCCGAGGGAACCAGAUGGGUUAUGUGGUUCGGAGAUGGAAAAUUCUCAGUGGUCUGUGUAGAGAAGCUUCUGCCUUUAAGUUCAUUUAAUAAUGCCUUUCACCAACCAACUUAUAACAAACAACCCAUGUACAAGAAAGCCAUCUACGAAGUGUUACAGGUGGCUAGUAGCCGGGCAGGAAAAGCCUUCAUAGCCUGCCCUGACAGCGACGAAAGUGAAACCUCCAAAUCAGUGGACCAGUUAAACAAGCAGAUGAUUGAGUGGGCCAUGGCAGGGUUUCAGCCCACUGGACCUAAGGGCUUGGAGCCAGCAGAGGAGGAGCGUAACUCUGAGGUCUACCCUGAGACGUGGGUGGAGCCUGAAGCAGCAGCCUAUACACCCCCACCAGCCAAAAAGCCUCGCAAAAGCACAGUGGAGAAACCGAAAGUCAAGGACAUCAUCGAUGAGGGGACGCGAGAGCGCCUCGUUUAUGAAGUGAGACAAAAGUGCCGCAGCUUAGAGGACAUCUGUAUCUCUUGUGGAAGUCUGAAUGUGAGCCUCGAGCACCCCCUGUUUGCAGGAGGGAUGUGCCAGAGCUGCAAGAACUGCUUCCUGGAAUGUGCAUAUCAAUACGACGACGACGGUUAUCAGUCGUACUGUACGAUCUGCUGCGGCGGACGCGAGGUGCUCAUGUGUGGAAACAACAACUGUUGCCGGUGCUUCUGUGUGGAGUGCGUGGACCUCCUCGUCGGGCAAGGAGCCGCCGUCGCCGCCAUCAAAGAGGACCCGUGGAACUGCUUCAUGUGCUGUCCGAAGGGCGUGUUCGGUCUCCUGGAGCGCCGCGCCGACUGGCCCAGCCGGCUGCAGACGUUCUUUGCAAAUAACCACGACCAAGAUUUUGAUCCACCAAAGCUUUACCCCCCGGUCCUGGCGGAGAAGAGGAAGCCCAUCCGUGUUCUGUCGCUGUUUGACGGCAUAGCUACAGGGCUGCUGGUGUUAAAGGAACUUGGCAUCCAAGUGGAUCGCUACGUCGCGUCCGAGGUGUGCGAAGACUCAAUCACGGUGGGGAUCGUCCGACAUCAGGGGCGGAUCAUGUACGUUGGGGAUGUGAGGAAUGUCACACGCAAACAUAUUCAGGAGUGGGGCCCGUUUGACCUCGUCAUUGGUGGAAGUCCCUGCAAUGACCUCUCGAUAGUCAAUCCUGCUAGGAAAGGUCUUUAUGAAGGCACCGGUCGCCUUUUCUUCGAGUUCUACCGGCUGCUCCACGAGGCUCGGCCGAAGGAAGGAGAAAACAGACCUUUCUUCUGGCUCUUUGAAAACGUGGUCGCCAUGGGUGUCAGCGACAAGAGGGACAUUUCUCGCUUUUUAGAGUGUAAUCCGGUUAUGAUCGAUGCCAAGGAGGUGUCCGCUGCCCACCGUGCCCGUUACUUCUGGGGUAACCUCCCUGGCAUGAACAGGCCUCUAUCCGCCAUGUGCUCCGACAAGCUGGACCUCCAGGACUGUUUGGAACACGGCAGGACAGCAAAGUUUGAGAAGGUGAGGACCAUCACCACCAGGUCUAACUCCAUCAAGCAAGGAAAGGACCAACAUUUCCCCGUCUAUAUGAAUGAAAAGGAAGACAUUCUCUGGUGCACUGAGAUGGAAAGGGUAUUUGGAUUCCCAGUCCACUAUACAGACGUUUCCAAUAUGAGCCGACUGGCAAGGCAGAGGCUCCUGGGCCGAUCAUGGAGUGUCCCUGUUAUCCGCCAUCUGUUUGCACCACUUAAAGAUUACUUUGCCUGUGUUUGAGAAGCAGGAGACGUUGCCUUUCAGGCCAUUUAGGAACAAGAAAUAAGAUCAAGAGCCUUGAUCCUCAAAUUAUACUCUGGUAUAAUUUGUAAGCGAAACAUUGACAUAGAUUUCACGCUAUCUCUUGUAUUUGAAUUGUAAUUCUUAUUCUAUUUAAUUUUUUUUGUCAUUUUUACCUUUUAGCAGUGUUAUUGAGUAUUGUUUAUUUGUUUUGUGCAAGCUAUACUUGUAUGAGGGGAAUUUUGUUCCUUUUUAAUGAUAUCAAUCGAAAAGCGUUUCAAAUGCUAAACUAUUAAAUAUUUUUGCUUCGCAAAGGAAAAAAGGAAAUUCAAAAUAUUUUCCUUGUAAAUCUAAAAGUUUUGAUUUUAAAUCAAACUGUUUUGUUCACAAAGCUAGAUAUUUCUUCUUUGCUUUUAAAGUAUUUAGUCAGGCCUUCGCAACUUUUGAUUGAAGCCAAUUUUUUACGAGGCGUAUGACCACAUUUGCUGUGGGAGUCAUAUGAGGAGUAGGAGGGGCUAGCGAUUGUGCCUGAAUGAGCUUUGUAUGAAACUGGCUGAUUGUUGGGUGUAGGUAAUCAUGCUAUCUGGUCAAUCACGCCUUCUUAGUGUUUAAAUUUAAAGUCUGGUUUUUUUUUUUUUCUAAAAUCUAAAUAUGGCAAACCUUAACUUGACUUCUCUACACUGAACAGAGCAUUGCUUAUUUUUAAAAAUAGCAGCAUUUUUUAAGGUUUUUAGUUUUUUUUUGCCCCACAUUAGGACCACGUUGUAUAGAGACCAGCCUGAAUAUGACAAUGUAUAACGUAGUUUAAGUGUUACUCACCCCAAUGUAAAGGCAUAAUCCCAACCCCAGACAUUUAGAAAAAUGCCACUAAGGUGGGCGAUUGCAAGAGUCACGAAUAAGCAGUAGAAGUCUUAAGCAGGGCUCGUUGCUGCGGUGGUCAGGACGAGGUUAAAUUACCUGUUGAAACAUAAUGUGACCAUGAUGAUAUCUGGUGGUUUUGCCAGAGAUUGGUCUUUUGAGGUCGAGGAUCCCCCCCCACCCCCCAAAAAUGCAGGGCUGUCAUGACCAAAGCAUGUAUUGUUUGAACCAAUAGGAAUAUUCUUCUGCAAUACCCACCAUUCAACCCUAAGAGGGCAGCACUAAGGCAGUUUUAAGACAAAUAUUACAGAACUAAACAGAUUUACAUAAAAAUAAAAAAUAAAUUACACAUUAAUGUUAAAGUAGCACCCUUAGGCUCAGUUUAUACAGUUUGUCUGCAAAAAAGGUGGCUUUUGGGGUCAGAUACACUUUAAACCUGGACUAAAUCAUUACAGUUAUAACUAAAACAGAGCAAAUCUCUUUGUGUACCCCUUAAGUUCUGGGUGCAGAAGGAGAGAUUCCUCCAGAGUGGAUCCAUCCAAGAACCGAAACUUGGUGGGAGUUUCCAUAUGGUCUUUUCAGACGACAUUGACCAGUAAAGGAAGAUAUUAUUUGUCGCUCUGGAAGUUCAUGCCUGCACAACUUGCUAAAAAAGUGGCUUCAAGCUAAAAACUUGUGGAGGUGUGACCAAAUUCUCAUAGGUGUAAAAGAAACUUUUGGCCUUUUAAGCAAAAACUACAGAUGCUAAUUUAAGUUUCAAAUAUAUUAUUUCUGCAGACAAAAAAAAAAAAAUUUAAUUGCAUUUGUAUUUUGCUCUCAAACGUCUUUUUUUUUAUUUUAUUUUUAUUGAAAAUCUUUUUUUGAUUGGUCGUAUCAAAAAGGAACAAAAUUCACCUCAUAUCCUUUGAGACUACGCUUUCUCCCCGAGACACGGAGGCACGAGCGCUGAACGCGUUUUACUAAAGAGACGGAAGUCCUAUGGGGGAUGUAUGGGGACGGCGUUCGCGGUGCGUAAAUGGUGUCGACGCUGCAGCAUUGUGAACUGCAGGUGCAGCCGUGCUUCCAGCUACUGAGCCUCACCGAGAUGUGAAAAGUGUUUUUUUUUUCUUCUUCUCCGGUGUCGGGAGGGCCGUGUCUCUGAUAAUCCAAAACACCAGAUCACAUAUACCUCUUUGUUUACAGUUUCUAUACACAGCUGAAGGUAAUAAAGGUACUACUGUUAUAUGGUUACAAUACCAUGGUGCUCCGAGAUGAUGACAAACAUCAUAGCCCAUGUGGCACUACAACAUUAGACAAUACAGAGCUCUUUAACCUGUUGCUAAAAAAGGACUUCUGCUGGAGGUUUUUACAUUUAAUAAAAAAAAAAAAAGAAAACUUAGUUCUGAGAAACAGACUUUGAACUGAAACGCGCAGCCUGUCCUCUUUUGCAGUUUUUGUACUGUUUCUACUGGUGCUCAUUUGAUCCGUCAGCCUUUCUGCACGCAGGCCCUCGGCCCGCAUCUGCACAAACAGGGUGUGAAGCUAGCCACAUGGGCGAUGAUGUUUCUGUCGUUGAAAAAAAUAAAUAAGACAAAACAAAAAAAAAAAAAAAACUUUUUAAGAUCAAAGUCUUCGGUGAGCUACUUUUUUCCUAGUGUCACCCUGACUAACAAUAUUACUGUACAACUAUCGGCAAGCGUUGGUGCUGGAGGCUCGGUAACCGUCCUCCUCGACGUCUGCCUUUCUGAACUGAAAAAACUGUCAGGUGCAAAUACUCAACAACAUGGUGCGGCUUCACAAGGUUCUUCUACCUUUUUAUAGCAAUUUUGUGCUCUUUUAUCAACAUUAUAAAGCACUUUUAUAUGUAUACUUUCUUGUUUUCUUUUUUUUAUUAUUAUUAUUAUUAUUAUUAUUAAAUGAUGGUUCUUGUGAAAUGUUUUUUUGUUUAGUUUGAUGAUGUGAACUGAUCUACCCUUGUGUAAUACUUUUUGUAUACAGUAGGGCUGUGCCAAUAGAAGUAAAAGUAUGGCUUUUUGAUAUGUGAAACUUGUUAUUGGACUGUGUACAGUUGGUGGAUUGAUGUUUGUUGACCUUUCCUUUUCUACUCCAUCAUCCAUACCGUGCGCUAUUUUAACGCAGCAGCGCAACCUCUCACCACUAGGCAUGGGUCGAUAUGAGAUUCUCACAACGUGAUCACUUUGAGUGAAAAUGCCACGGUUUCAUGGUAUUUAGACAAAAAAAAAAAGUUAAAAUAAAGAUCAAUAACGUGAGCUAACUGCUUUUAUGAGAAGAAGAAAAAAUAUACAGUUUUUCCUGCUGCUGCUAAAGUAAUGCAACCUGGUGAUUAUUAAGGUUGUAUACGUUUAUCGUCUGUUAGACUUAAGUGGAAAAUAGAGCAUAAACGCAAAAUAAAUUCAGUAGUAGUUUCCUGCUCUGCUUUUUCUUGGCUAACAAUUUAACAAGCAAAUAUUAGCCUGGGAAUUAGUCGGGCUCCCUGCUCCGUUAGCGCACACGUGCCGCUCGUAGCUCGCCAAUUGUAGUUUUAAAUCAGCGAAACCCACGUUUUUUGGUAAUAGGUGGCGUUCCUUUAGUUUCCACACCACAACUCACUCUCUGAGCUGUUUGUGACCGGAAAUAUCACGCUAAAGCUAAAUUUGUCUUUCUUAAAGGCGAGGGAAAGGUGUAGUAGCUUUCUUUCGGCCGGCUGACCAGCAGUGCUCAGCAACUGUUGGAGGAGGGGGUAGCUCUCUACAGCCGGGAGGGGGGGGGGAAAUAAACUCCGGUCACUCAAGCACUUUCUCUGGCCUCUCAUUAAAAAGGAUUUUAAAAUCGUAGGAACGGUAUGAGAAAAUUUUAUCGGGUCUAAAAUCGUAACUUUUCAAAAACAUCAGGGUACCUUGAUACCGGUUACCGCCCACACUCAACGAAUGUAAAAAAAAAAAAAAAAAUAAAUCUCUGUUUAGGGUUCAUAUUUUGUCUCUUGUGAAGGAGAGCCGGGCGCCUGGUAUUUCCCUGGUAAGUUUGAAAGUGCGGCUCACCCCCGAACCCGGGGGGGG